Molecule: messenger RNA, 1740 nt
Organism: Anopheles marshallii
Lineage: Eukaryota; Metazoa; Arthropoda; Insecta; Diptera; Culicidae
Gene: abo
Product: DET1 homolog
Exons: 1
Coding region: 1-1740 (579 amino acids)
Biological process (GO): protein ubiquitination; positive regulation of proteasomal ubiquitin-dependent protein catabolic process
Cellular component (GO): cullin-RING ubiquitin ligase complex; nucleus
Molecular function (GO): ubiquitin-like ligase-substrate adaptor activity; ubiquitin protein ligase binding
Source: RefSeq, a predicted model, not a curated record
AUGCACUCCUGGGAUGUGGAAUCCGAGGCGGAGAAUACCGUUCCGGACGCUUUCUGCACCGAGCGGAUCCGAUUUCGCCGGUUACGCUCGCAAAAUAUUGUGCAUCGUUUGAGGAAUAGGGAGACCGGUUACCGGCACCGAACACCAAAGCAUGCUGUCCGAGAGCUGUACCAGAACGUUUAUCCAAAUCUAACGGUCGUUAACGUGGAACGACCACCGUGCUAUCUACGCAAGUUUAGUCCAGACGGCAAGUAUCUUAUAGCGUUUUCGUCUGACCAGGCGGCGUUAGAAAUUUAUGAAUACCAAGGAUGUGCCGCGGCCGGCGAGCUGCUCAGCAAAUGGGACGAUACCGAGCUGAUGGUAGAUUAUGAACCUGGAUAUAGUAGCGUCAUAAGGGCGAAGAUUUUUGACCAGCUGUUUAAGCUGAAGCACGUGGUAAACCUGGAGAAUCACGAAAAACAUCUGAAUCGGGAGUGUAGCCUGUUCACGAACGAUGGCCGCUACGUAAUCGUCGGGGCUGCCUCCUUCAUACCUGAAGAAAAUCGGCCAAACUUCUACGAGCUAUACACGAACAACGAGGUGAUCAAACCGACGGCCGGUUGUCCGCUCGAGGACUACACGCUAUACAUAAUCGAUCUACACUUUGGGCGUAUAUCUCACUCGAGAGACUUUCGCGUGGACAAGAUCAUCCUGUCGCACAACCAGGGCGUCUACUUGUACAACAGUACGCUCGCGAUCCUGUCCAUCCACCAUCAGUCGAUGUACAUUUUCUCGAUCGCCGAUGGAACAUUCUUCCCGGAGCGCACGAUCGGACGGUUCUGCAGCGGCGAGGACGAGCGAUAUUACACCAGUGCGUUCAUGACGGAACGUAGCAGUGCACCGCCGCCCCGGGCCUUCCGCGAACCCACGAUUAAUAGCCUGAAACACCGCAUACUGGUGUUUCUGUUUCGGCAGGCCAAAGCGCAGGUAGACAGUGGUGAGGAUGGGCUAGCGUUACGGAAGUUUUACCGUCGGUUCGACGAGUACAAGGAUCUGCGCAUGUGGAAAAUGCAGCUACUGGACGAUGAUCUGCUGCUGAUCAAGUAUGCGCACGAAGACGUCGUCACGUUGAAAGCACACGAACCGAACAGCCAGUUCUCGAUGUUUGUGGUGUACCACAUAUGGGACAUGCAGAUCAUCGCCGUGUACAGCAAUCAAUCGACGCAACUGCUCGAUCUGUACGAAAACUUUUGCGACAGCUUUCGGAACGCUUCGCACAAUCACCGGACACCGUUCACCUGCUCGCCAAGCAACAAUCUCUACAGCCGGUUGCUACACACGCGCUUCAAACAGACAAUCAUUGGUGCUCGCGGUGGAAGCGAGGUGGAAGCUACCAAACGCAUUCUUGCCCAGUUGCCAAUUAGUGCACAAAGCUACACGAGCUCACCGUACCUAGACCUGGGACUGUUCAGCUACGACGACAAGUGGGUGUCGGCGAUGGAGCGGCCGAAAGCGUGCGCCGAGUUUCCGAUCCGGUUUUAUGCGCGAGAUUCGGGUUUGCUCAAGUUUCGCAUCUACGCCGGCAUGGGCCAUCAGAUAACGCCCCAUCCGGGCUUACGACGAUUGGUGGCGUUCAUUUUCCACCCGACGGAACCGUUCGCGAUCAGCGUGCAGCGUAUCAACACGGACUACAUAGCCAACUUUCAUUUGAGGCAUGUACCCAGCACCAAGCAGCCGCACGUGUGGUCACCGAAAACGUAG